AUGGCGGACGUGCAGCUCGUGAACGCGGACGCGCUCGCGCGAUUCCUCGCCGGCCCUCCGAGAGCGCCCGACGUCGCGCCCGCGCGCGACGCCGCCGCCGCGGUGCAGCGCCGACGGUGGGGCGUCGCGCCAGCCAUCGAAAAAGACGACACGUGUGCGGACGCCGCCCCCGCCGCGCCGCCGUCGUGGUGGCAGAACACGUCGUGGUUCGCGAACGCCGCCGCGGACGUCUCCCCCGUCCUCGCAGACCCCGCGGGCGCGGACGGCGGCGCCGUCGCGUCCACGAUCCGCGGCGCGGCCGCGGUCGGCGGCGCGAUCUGCCAGAACCGCUUCACCGGCGUCGGGCAGCGCGACCCGAUCCGCCCGGUCGCGCCGCAGAGCGUCCGCUUGAACGGUCUCUCGGCGGUGGAAGACCCGGGCGAGGUGCACGGCGGGCACAACGCGUCGACGCGCGUUCACGGCGGCGGCGCGUACGUCCCCGUCGGCGGCGCGAUGGCGCACUCGAGGCUGUCGCUGCAGCCGCGGGAUCUGCGCGCGAAGGGGCCGCGGUGCGCGGACUCGUUCGAAGCCGCGAGAGCGGUCUCCCGCGGCGACACCGCAGACGGCGAAAAGCGCGACACCGCGUGCGCGGUCGCGAACAACAGAGCGAAGCCGCGGUACGCGUUCGACUUCGAACGCGGCGUGUGGGAGGUCCAAGGCGCGCCGGGGGCGGCGGUGUUGCCGGAGAGAGAGCGCGCCGCCGCCGCCGCCGCCGCCGUCCCGCGCGUCGACGACGGCUCGUCGGACGAGGAGAAGACGACGAUGACCCCCGAGGAACUCGCGCUCGUCGAGACGACGCGCGGGCUGCGUCUUAAUCGCUUCGGGGCGAACCACGAGGCGUCGCUCGCGGCGGCGGCGGCGAAGCGCCGCGCCGCUCGGAACAUCGAAUCCGCGACGCUUCGCGGAUCCGCGUCGCACAAACGCGCCGCGUCCGCGGUCCCGUUGCCGUCCGACCGCCGCGGAUCCGAUUCGAAGAACUCGAUCGCGCGAACGGACGAGGCGCGCGAUUCAGGAGUUGACACGUGGACGCCUGCGUGGCAGAUGCUGCGGCUGGAAAACGGCGACGUCGUCUUCUUCGGCGCCCCCGACGCGUCGCCGGCGUCGGUCCGCGCGUGGCUCUCGGGGAAGACCCCGUGGCCGGAGGUGCGCGUGAUGGAGCUGAGCAAGCGCGCGCGCUCGGCGCAGGGCGUGCCGAGAGGCGCCCCGGGGCCGAUCGCCUCGAGCGCGCUCGUGAACGCGGCGAAGGAGGAGCUCGCGAGGAUCGCGGAGGAGGACGACGCCGCCGACGCCGACGCCGCCGCCACCGGAGAGAAAAAAACCGUGAACCUGCCCCCGGGGAGCACCGCGUCGCCGCAGCAGGCGAAUAUCAUCGAGCAGCUCGUGCACGCGACGGGCGCGGGGAAGAGAGAAGGCGACGACGUCGCCUCCGAAGCCCCCGCGACGACGACGACGACGCCGACGACGCGCGCGGAGAAAGAGAUGGAGGCGCUGAAAGACGCGUUGCGGGCGUCCAUUCGCGAGAGACGCGCGCUGACGACGCGAACGCGCGCGCUCGAGGACGCGCUCGCCGCCGCGGGCCUCCCCAUCCCGCCGCCGUGACGCGACGCGACGCGCGACGUCCGCGACGACGACGAUUGCCGCGGCAGUCGCUUCGCUGUGAUGUAAUAUAAACCUCCGCUCGCGAAUGAACUU
Messenger RNA from Micromonas pusilla CCMP1545, 1731 nucleotides. RefSeq lists its product as uncharacterized. Lineage: Eukaryota; Viridiplantae; Chlorophyta; Mamiellophyceae; Mamiellales; Mamiellaceae. Bases 1 to 1638 code for a protein of 545 amino acids. The transcript has a single exon. The record is from RefSeq and is a predicted model, not a curated record.